ACUUGCUCACUUCCUCUCACUAGUCGCACACUGACAACCUUAGUACUAGUACUAGGAAGCUUUCCUGUGCAAGAGCAAUGGCGAAGCCGCUGCAGGAGGUGUACUUCGUGUUCAUGAACUUGGACCCCGUCUACGAGCGCCUAAGAGCCGAUCGGUCGAAGCAGGGAUCGGCAACGCUGGACGCGUACCUGAGCCAGAAGCACGAUAAGCUGCUCGCCAAGCUCCUCCCGCCGGACACCUACUGCAAGAAGUCCUCGCUCGCCAUCGUCGAUGGGUUCGCCGUCGAGAUCACUGACGCUCAGGCAACCGUGCUGAGGUCCGCAAAGGAGGUGAGGGUGGUGGAGAAGAACCAGGAGCUUGCCUGAUCAACCAGAUGAUAGAGAGAGGGAGAUGCUUGUACCGAUGCUUUGGCAUCACCUAUAGCUAUGUAGCUAGAGAAGCUUAGUUUACUAAGCCAAAGGAGUUGAUCAGUUGCUACUAUAGUCAACUACUUUUGCGGCGUAAGUGUAUCGGUCCGUGUGUGUCUGUGUGUGUGAUCUCUCAUGGCUUUUGUGUGGACUCUAAUGUCAAGCUCAAGCUUAAUUAGCUGCUAUAAACUACGUACGUGCUAGUACCUAUCAUUGGCCGGAUAUUAUAUGAAGUUCUUCAUCUUACUAGCUAGGGUCUACCGAUAUUCAGAGGAUGACUUUGAAGAUUGAACCUGCAAUGUAAUGGUGGUUAUGAUCGAAUUAAAGGAUUAGUCCAAAA
Lolium perenne is the source of this 747-nucleotide messenger RNA. RefSeq lists its product as uncharacterized. The record is from RefSeq and is a predicted model, not a curated record. NCBI's taxonomy places the organism in Eukaryota, Viridiplantae, Streptophyta, Magnoliopsida, Poales, Poaceae.